Molecule: messenger RNA, 6007 nt
Organism: Ceratitis capitata (Mediterranean fruit fly)
Lineage: Eukaryota; Metazoa; Arthropoda; Insecta; Diptera; Tephritidae
Gene: lqf
Product: epsin-1
Exons: 11
Coding region: 1065-4127 (1020 amino acids)
Biological process (GO): endocytosis
Cellular component (GO): plasma membrane; clathrin vesicle coat; endosome
Molecular function (GO): phospholipid binding; clathrin binding
Source: RefSeq, a predicted model, not a curated record
UUAAUCACAAAAUUAACACACGUAAAGCAACAACAAUUACAACAAUUCCACAUCAAAGAGAAACAGCGAAUCAUUGUAAAGAGGAAGAAACGAAAAACGUCAUCAUUUGUCAUCGCGUUUUACGCUUUACGUUGUUCUAUCUUUCCCAUUCUCAAAUUCCAAUUGGCCAUAGACGGAAGACGACGUACUCAUUCGUCCAGUACUGGUUCGUCAGAAAUUUUGGACGGUUAAAAUAUUGUGAAAAUUAAUUAUUAACCAACACGUAAAAGUUGAUUACGGCUUGUUAAAAUAGUUUAAAAAAAUACCUAACCCUGUACAAUUGGAAAGGUGCAUUCAUAUUGCAAGUGCUAUAGAAAGAAAGUAAAAAAGCAGCAAGAGAAGAAGUGGCAAACCCAUAAGUGCAAACGAAAAUUUAGAUACUGGUCGCCAUUAACUUGCAAUAGUUGCAAGAGGAGAAAAAUAUUAGGUACUUGUACAUAGCUAGUGUCGUUUCGUGGUAUUCCCUGCCCUAUUUAGUUCGCGUUGUAUACUGUUAUCUAAAAGUCCAGCUGUGUGUGAUAUACUCCCUCGUAUGUGGUUUUAUUUGUCAUCAACACCAUCACAAUCGUUAAUGUACGCCUAAUAAAUGAAAAUUUUGUAAGAAAAAAAAAGCAAAAUAAUAACGUACUGACACUGGCCACAAAAGACGGUGUCUCGUGACAUUGCUGCACAGCUGAAAAAAGACCCAAACAAAGAAACGAAAGUUCUACGCUAACGUCAACCAUAAUUUACAUAGUGUUCACAAAAAAGGGAAAAGCGCAGUCAGACUGCCAGCAAGCAAUUAACUACGCAUUCUAUUAGGCUCAGCUUGCUUUGGAGCACUAUCUUAAACAAAAAAUAAAAAACCAAACAAAACCUGCAACUCAACAAAACAAAAAAAAUAUAAAGAAAAGAUAUUACAAAAACAAAAAUUGCAACAAAAUAAACUAAGCAUUUUACGCAAAAAACGCAAAGCCAUAAAAGUUUAAGCAAAAGUACCAUAAAAGAAAGCAAAUAAUAAACUAAACGUAGCGAAAACAAUCAAAAUGCGAAAACAAAAGGAAGACAUGCAAGUGAAUGUCGCUGGUAUACGUCGUAACAUCAAAAAUCUCGCGCACAACUAUUCCGAUGCGCAGGUUAAAGUACGCGAGGCCACCUCCAACGAUCCCUGGGGGCCAUCGGCCACGAUAAUGGCCGAAAUAGCGGAUCUCACCUAUAAUGUGGUUGCCUUCUCGGAGAUAAUGCAAAUGAUUUGGAAGCGUUUGAAUGAUCAUGGCAAGAAUUGGCGUCACGUCUUCAAAGCGCUGUUAUUGCUUGACUAUUUGAUAAAAACCGGCACAGAGAAGGUGGCGCAACAGUGCAAAGAGAAUAUAUUUGCCAUUCAAACGUUGCGUGAAUUUUCGUAUUUUGAAGAGGGCAAAGAUCAGGGUACUCAUGUGCGUGAAAAGUCCAGUCAGCUAGUGAACUUGCUGAAGGACGAUGAACGUCUGAAGAAUGAACGCGUGAAAGCACUGAAAGCGAAGGAACGCUUUGCGCAACAUCCCAGUGGUUUUGGUAGCGAUGGUUACAUUGAUGGACCGACGCAUCGUGAUAUGCCGCCUGGUUGGCAGGAAGAACCGAAGCCGGUAUCCGAACUGGAGAUGGUGCGGCCACAAACGGCGGGUGAAGAGGAACUGCAAUUGCAAUUGGCCAUGGCUAUGUCGCGUGAGGAGGCCGAGCAGGAGGAGGCGAAGCGACGCAGCGACGAUGUGCGCUUGCAACUUGCGCUAAGUCAAAGCGAACAAGAUUUCAAAGAUCAAACUGUAAAACCGACAGGGGUUAAGAAGGAGGAGCCACAAUCGCAUCUGUUGGAUUUGUUGGACAUUUCUCUUGGCGCCACUAGCAUUUCGAGUCCACCAUUAGGUGCCAUGGGUGGCACUGGCGAUCCCUGGGGCACCCCGGCACGUGCUGCUAGUCAGCUCUCCGAUCCUUGGUCGGGUACUUCAUCGCCACAAAUUGAUCCAUGGCAACCGGCGGCGUCCAUGCGUGCGGCCAAUGCAUCAGUGCCACUCGGCGCCGUUGGCGGUAUUGGCAGUAACGGUGGUGAUGCUUGGGCUCUCACACGCACACAAUCGCCGUCCGUAGCCUCGGGCUCAUCGACUGAAGGUUGGCUGCAUAGCAAUGGUGGUGGUGGUGCUGGUGCUGGUGCUGUGGGUGGUGCAGUGAUUUUAAAUGGCAAUUCCGUUGGUGCCGGUGCAAUUGGUGGCUUAGAUCCCUGGCUGUCCAAGGGUAAUGCUCUUGGUGGCGCAGCAGCAGCUGCAGCUGAAAAAGUGGAGCCAGCGGAUCCAUGGCUAACUGAGACUAGUAUUAAACCAGUGUCGUUGGCGCCGCUAGCUGCAGCGCCCACGGUUGAUCCAUGGGCGCCCAAGGCAGGUGCGGCGGCUAAUGAUGACCCAUGGAAAAAUACUGGAAUGAGUUCAGUGAAGAAGCCUUCACCUGACAUGGAUGAAUUCGAUAUAAUAACCAAUCGGAAUAAGACUGGCGAUUUAUUAACUAACAACUUGACAAGUGCUUUUAAUAAUAAUAACGCAUCACUACUCGAUGAAAUGGAUCCUUUAUCUGCAACGAAUUCUACGCUCAAUGCAACAACAACAUCAACGAAUACGAGCAAACAAAUGAAAACACCACAAUCGUUCUUAGGUGAAAAUUCGUCAUUAGUUAACUUGGAUAAUCUAAUUAAACCCGUGCAAACGCAAUCACAAGCUGGCAACGCUGCCUACAAUCCAUUUAGCGAUACUGUUAUACCACCAAAAACAAAUUUAUUCCAACAACAACAGCCUGCGGUGCCGUCCAUUAAUCAGUUAAAGCAGCAACAGCCUUUCGCUAUGACUAUGAAUCAAGAUCCUUGGGCGCCGGUCACUAAUUCCACGAACACGUCUCAGCUCACCAGAAACUUAUUUAAUGAUUACGACGAUAGCGAUGAUUUCGCUAGUAUCCAUAGCAACGAUAAUUUUCACAAUAAUUUUUUAAAUAACAAACAAGUCAGCAGCAGCGGUAACAGUAAUAUAAAACCAACUUUGCAAUAUUCAAAAAGUGAUUAUGACGUUUUCAACCCAAAAGCGUUUUCAACAACCACUGACUUCUUCACAUACAACAAUAGUAAUAAUAAUAACAAUAAGAAUGGCAAUGCUUAUAGAAGCCAACACGAUGGACCACAUCAAUUCCAAACACAAGUACAAAUUCAUAGUCAAAGUGUUGAUAAUAUAAGAAAUAUGCAAAUUGCCAGUGAUAGUGAUGCAGAACUCUUUGAUAGCGCAUCUACAACAACAUUACAUCAACCGGUGGCGAAUACUGCUCAUAGCGGUGUCUUCAGGACUACCACCAACAACAGCAAUCCUCUAAGCCUACAGCCACCACUUGCACCGCCACCACCCAUUAAUCAAUUUCAACCAUUUACUGAUUUUGGCAAUGAAGCUAAAGAAGAUUUUGAAACAUUCAACAAUACUUUCAAUAAUAGCAACAGAACUUCAAACAACAAUGGCAAUGAAACGUUCAACAAUACUUUCAUUAACAAUAGCAAUGCCUUCACUAGCGCCAGCAGCACUUUUAAUAGUAACUUUAACAACAAAUUUACCAAUACCAACAAUAGUAGCAACAAUAAUAACCAACUCUCGAACUACUCUUACGACCUAACCUCAACUCAGCAGCCAGUUGCAAAAUAUCCAACAGUGCCACUGACGUCAAGUUAUAGUAAUGCGCUAACAGCUGCUUUAGCUGAUACGCCUGGUAUUAAAAUAGCGCCUGUACAAUUGCCAAUGCCCGCAACAACAACAAUGCCAUUUAAUUAUGGCGCAUCAACCGUUGGAAAUGUCAUUGGCAGUGGUUUCGAAAGUGGUGGUGGUGGCUCAUUAUUCAAUUACGGUUUUUAUGAGGCAAAUCCGUCUAUAUUGAGUAACAACAAUAAUAGCAACAAUAUGAACAACUUUAGUAAUACCGUUAGUCAUAAUAAUGCACUAUUUUCCACAUCUUCUUCGUUGAUGGGCAACUGUAAGCUGGAAGUGAGUAACAACAAUAAUAUGCCUUGGAUGAAUCCGGAAGCAGCAUCAUCCUCGAAUCCAUUCUUAUCGUAAACUAAUCUUUUUUUUUUAAGAAUAUGCGAAAAUUUAUAUAUGGGCGGGUUUUAAAACAGCGAGCGCUACUCAGUUAGAGAAAUAAACAAUUCUUUUUUUUAUAUAUACACAUUUACGCAUAAACAAAAAAAAACAAAUAAAAAAAUAAAAAAAUUAAAAGAAAAUAUAAUUAAAAAGAGUAUAAAUUUAAUAUAAGUAUUAUAAUUGUAAUAAAUGUUGGAAAAGCUGGUUGCUAUUGAGCGAGAGAAGGGGAAAAAUAUAGGAAAUUAAAAGUGUAGGCAACUAAAGUGAUGAGAGUGUGUGUAAAAAAAAAAAUAUUAAAUUCGUGUUCCUGCAUUUGUGAAAGCAAAACUAGUGAAAAGAAAAGCUGUUUUUUUCCAAAGUAACAUAAAUUAAAAUUGGAAAGUUAUCGACUACACGCUCUCAUCACCGGUUUGUUGCACAAGCAGCAGAUCAAUAAAAUAUAAUAGAACUUCUUACACACUAUACACACACACAUACAUACAUUGAAAUAUAUGAGCCUAAGAAAUUAAGCUGUACGGAAUGCUAUAAAAAGAACUUGUAAAUUAAAGCUAAAUAUUUUUCUAAUUUCCAAUGCAAUAGAAAUUUGUAAUUGUUUAAAUAUUUUAAUCGUUGUAAUUAUUUUCUUGUAAUUUUGUUUUUAAAGCGAUAAAUAUACAUAUAACGCAAAUUAUUUUUAUAUAUACAAAACUACAUGCGUAUGUAUGAAAUUAUAACUAAAACUAAAUAAUAUUACAAAUAUGAUGUACAAUAUGCUUUGAUAUGUUGCUAUUUGCUAAGCGAAAGGGAAGGAAAUAAUUAUGUUUGUUAAUACUUCAUUAAAACCGACUGUAUAUUCGACAACCAAUGACAGCUAGAGAAAUAUCGUAAUUAUAUAAACACACAAUAAAUAUAUAUAUUUACAACAUCAUAAACCAAAAAAAAGAAACAUAAAAAAACAUAAAAAAGUAAAAAUUCUAAUUUUUAAAUUUUCAAAAAAGAAAAAAAUCCUGUAUCCGAAUAAUUUGCUAAUUACAAUUUUAUUUAAAAUGCUAAAUAUUUUACUAAUGGCUUCUAUAUAUAUUUUAUUGGUAAAAGGUAUUAACGAUUAUAUUAGAAUGUUUAUUAUUAAAAAAAACAUCUUUUUGCUCACCAACAACACACCAACUGUACAAUGCUACUCUUCAUUUUGUUAAGAUUUAUUUAGUAUAGAAAGUCGAACAAUUUUAUUGUAUGUGAAAAUUUUUGUAAAGUUUUAAGCUUGCAUUAGAAAUUUAUUGUGCAUAGAGAGGAGUUUAAAGUGUGAAAAUCCGCAGUAAAUUUUUUUGUAUGAUACAGUUUGUGAAAUCUUUAAAUAUAUAUAUAUCAAUUUUAAAUAUUUCGCAUGUAUGUCGCGCUCAAUUUCAAGCGAACUUCAUCGCGAAAAGUCUUGAGAAGAUAAAUAGUGUUCAAUACCAGAGAACUACGACCUGUUGUGCUACCAAUUUAAGCAGUUUUUUUUAUUAUUUUAAUGUCAAAAAAAGCCGAUAUCUGCAGUUUGUGAGACUUUUUUUUUAUCGUAAUUGAUUAAUAAAAACAAAAAUUUCGCUUUUCAUUUCUAUAAAUACCUACUUCAAGCACAAUGCUUAUUAUUUAAUGUAAAACGGCUGGAGUAUAAGCACUCACGUCACUUAAAAUUUUAUUUUUCAACUCAACAAUUGGCUGGUCAAGUAAAGAAAUGAAAGCAGCAACCAACUACAUACACACUCUUAAGCUUAGCGGCAAUAAAUAUACAUAAAAAAAUGAGAAAUGAGGAAACCAACUAAACUAAUAUAAUUUCUUAUUUAUUUAGAACAUACAAGAAAUAUAUACAAAACCAAAAAAAUUUUAUAAAAACCAAA